UGCUGCAUUCAAUUAAACUCCCAUACAAAGGAUCACAAACCCUGUGGAGAUUUUAAGAUAUUCUUUGCGUUAGCUUGAGCUUCAGUUUCCUCCUUGGAUUGCUCGGGGUUCUGAACCUUUAGGGACCCCAAUGGAUUCCGAGCUGCUCCUGAUGCUUUGUUGUUGCACUGUUUUCAUGUCACCAGUGUUUAAUCAAAUUGCUGAGGUUGGGAAGAUCAAGGUUCUUUUCACACCUACGGUUUGUAAGCUGAAGUGUGAGGCUGGACAUUGCGAGAAUCGUUGUAGAAAGGGCAAUAUUACAACGGUUUACAGUGACAGUAGCCCUUCUGACACAGCCAAGACUGGAUUCCGACUGUUCCUCUGUCUGCUUCAGUGCCAGAAUGGGGGAGUGUGCGUACGGAAGGAUCGUUGCCAUUGCCCACCUGGGUUCACCGGGAAAUUCUGUCAGAUCUCCACCCGGUCAGCCAGCAGCAGUCAGGUUCCUGACAGUUUCCCAACAGUAAACCCAGAUCGACACCGUAAACCACGGGUGGAAACAGUAUACACUCUUCCACUCUCCAACCAACAGCUUUCAAACCAAACAGACCGACUGAUUCCGUCAAUCGUUAAUCUCCGAGUCCAGCAUCCUCCUGAAGUCUCGGUGAAGGUUCAUCAGGUCACACAAGUGGUCGGAGAGAAACACACAAAUUCUGCUCAGCUCCACGUCCAGGAGCCAACAUCUCAGAGAGAACCACAAAACCGGACACCACAGGAGCGCCAGGGACCUCUCACUGCUGACCCCCGAUUGGAUGCAGAGUCUGUGUUUGGGUACUGCUUUACUGAAAUCACCAGUGGACAGUGUUCUUCCCCACUGACCGGCCUGCGGACAGUCGAACGUUGCUGCCAAGGAGGAGGUGUUGGCUGGGGAGUGACCGAAUGUAUUCAAUGUCCUGUGACACCAGGAAAUGACUGCCCACAUGGAUUUGAAAAAGCUGCUGAUGGACAUUGUCAAGAUAUCAAUGAGUGCUCCCUGCCAGGAAUCUGUCAAAAUGGAAAGUGCCUGAACGUGAGAGGCAGCUACAGCUGUGUGUGCAGCCAAGGGUUUGUACAGGACACCUCCAAGAGCCGCUGCAUCUCGCAGAAGGUGAUCUCAUUAACCAAAGGACCUUGUUAUCGGAUUUGGAGGAGUGGAUCCUGUUCCCUGCCUGUGGGACAGAACAUCACGAAGCAGAUCUGUUGCUGCAGCAGAGUGGGGAAAGCCUGGGGAACAGAGUGCCUGAAGUGCCCAUCGCCGCUCACAGAGGGAUUUCGGGAGAUUUGCCCCGCAGGUUCUGGAUAUCAUUACAUCCGGUCAGAUCUCCGCUACGGUAACCGGGGACUGGGGGAGAGGGACCGAGGAAUCACUAAUGUGGAUCAAGCAUCAUUGACCAGUACCUCAGCACCAAUUGUUCAACCCACACAGGCUCCGAGGCUGAGAGAGACAACAAGCCUAGCCAGGACAUCGCCCACAACAGCAGCUGUGCCCAGGACCCCCCAGCCAGCUCCUGAGGUUCACAUCUGUCAUCGGAUGCCGCAGAUCUGUGGGCCGGGACGCUGUGUGAUACGGCAGCUGGGUUACACAUGUGCAUGUCACACUGGUUUCCAGCUGAACACCGAGCGUUCACGUUGUGUUGAUACUGACGAAUGUAGAGUGAGACCUCGGCCCUGCCUCAAUGGUCGCUGUGUGAACACAGUCGGCAGUUUCCAUUGUGCCUGUUCCAAGGGGUUUUCAGCCAAUUCUCACGGCACGGAUUGUGUGGAUAUUGAUGAGUGUCUGGAUAUUUCCACCUGUCCAAAUGCAGAGUGUGUGAAUUCAGUGGGGUCAUACCGCUGUCUGCCCUGCCCAAAUGGCUACAGAAUCCAGAAUCGCAAGUGUUCAGAUAUCGACGAGUGUGCAAAUGCUGCACCGUGUGGGAAUUCUGGAAGAUGUGUCAACACUGAGGGCUCGUACCAAUGUGACUGUAACCCUGGAUAUCGGCAAAGUGCUGACGGCAAUCGAUGUGCAGAUAUCAAUGAAUGUUUUGAGGGAGAUUUCUGUGCUCCAUAUGGGGAAUGUCUGAAUAGUGUUGGAUCCUACACCUGUCUCUGUGCUGAGGGAUUCACUACAUCUGCUGAUCUCUCCACCUGUCUCGAUGUUAAUGAGUGCACACGGCCAGGUGUCUGUGAUCGUGGGAGCUGCACCAAUACAGUUGGGUCAUUUGAGUGUGUGUGUGAGCCUGGAUUCCUAGUUGAUGAAGAUCGAUCCCAGUGUUUUGAUCUGGAUGAGUGUGUUGAAUAUCCAACCAUCUGUGGUAGCAAGCGAUGUGAGAAUACUGCUGGCUCCUUUCUGUGUAUCACUGACUGUAGUGAAGGAUUUGAGCUCAGUCCUGCUCAGGACUGCAUUGAUAUCGAUGAGUGCGUCAAUGCCACGGUCUGUGGGUUGAAUGCAUAUUGUCAGAAUGUGGCUGGUUCCUAUCAGUGUCACUGUGACCAGGGCUACCAUAUGACAUCAGAUGGCUCACGGUGUGUGGAUGUGAACGAGUGUGAGACUAUCGAGGGUGUCUGUGGCUCUGCAGUCUGUGAGAAUGUGGCUGGUUCAUUUUUCUGCCUUUGUCUGGAUGAAAACGAAGAGUUUGAACCGAGGACAGGACGGUGCAAUCGACGAACUGUCCAGGGUCGGCCGAUGGGAGAGACCAUGAGGGAGGAGAACGAGUGCUACUACAAUCUAAAUGAUGUGCAGCUAUGUGAAAACAUUCUGGCACGGAAUGUCACUAGACAGGAAUGCUGCUGCACUGUGGGUGAGGGCUGGGGGAGAGAAUGCCGAAUCUACCAAUGUCCUGUCCCUGGCGCAGAUGAAUAUCAGUCUCUGUGUCCUCAAGGGCAAGGAUUCCUCUCCAUUCCACAGUCAUUGUUUGGAAGGAACUACAAAGAUGCUGAUGAAUGUUCGUUGUUUGGAUCUGAGGUCUGUAAGAAUGGCGUCUGUGUGAACACAGUUCCUGGUUAUUCCUGUUACUGUCCAACUGGCUAUUAUUAUCACUCCAUCCGGCUGGAGUGCAUUGAUAAUGAUGAGUGUGAGGAAGAGACAGCCUGUGAUAAUGGCGAAUGCGUGAACACAAUUGGAUCCUAUUACUGCUCAUGUCAACCUCCUCUCAUUCUCGAUGUGACACUUCGGCGGUGCAUCUCAAACAGCAGUGAGCAGUUUGAUGUGCACAUGGCUCUCUGUUGGCAGGAGGUGACUGUGAACCUGUUGUGUAAACGGCCUUUCCUGGAGAGACAGACCACAUACACAGAAUGCUGUUGCCGCUAUGGAGAGGCCUGGGGAAUGGACUGUGCCCUCUGCCCUGACAGGAACUCAGAGUAUCACAAUGAGUUGUGUAAUUACCUGAGUGUACCCCUGGGUGAAGAUGAGGGCUUUUCUCAAGGGCUGGAAUAUGAAAACUAUGAGCUGCCAAUCGGGCCUGAAUUCCCUCCAGAUUCCCUCAGUCGUUAUCGCCCACGAGAGUAUGUCCCCAUUCCACCCCAGAUUGGAGAUGGGAGCGAUUACAGACUUCCAGACCGCGAGCCGUUCCUGCCUCGGGACUCCCUGCCUAGGCGCCCACCAUACGACUCCCGCCAGCUGCGCUCUGGGACGGCCUACAGGGGGCAGAGCUCAUCCAGCCGGCGUCGCUACCAGCCCCGAAGCAGGCAGCUGGGACAGGGCUACAACACCCGAAGCAUCCACACAGGUGUCACUGACUCAGAGUCUGCCCAGCCCUGGCAUCGCUACCAGCCCCGGGAACCUGUCCGAGCUGCUCCAGAAUUCCAGUCUCCCAACCUCCCUCUCCUUGUCAGCAGCAAUGAGGAAUAUGACAACCAGUUCCAGCGUUAUGAGGGUCUACAAGCUGAGGAAUGUGGGAUCCUGACUGGCUGUGUGAACGGGAAAUGUAUCCGUGUCCCUGAAGGGUUCACCUGUCACUGUGAUGAUGGUUAUCAACUCGACAUGACCAAAAUGGCGUGUGUCGAUAUAAACGAAUGUGAUGAGGUGGAUGACCCGAAGACACUCUGUAGAAAUGCGAAGUGUGCAAACACCGAUGGUUCUUACCGUUGUAUCUGCUUACGGGGUUACGUGUUGUCACGGCAACCCAACUACUGUGUCCGAGUGGAACGGAGAGCAUGAGGAGAGCAGGCCUGUGAAACCAAAGAUUCAGACUAGCAAUCAAUUCCAUGUUUAUCAGACAAGGGGAGUGUUGUAGAAUAAGAGGGUGGAAGGUAUUUAUUUAAUUGCUAUUUAAUUGAUAUUGGACAACACCAGGGAAGGAAUGUAAUAAAUGGCCAGCCCCAUGAAAUGAGAUGGACAUUCCUGAAAUUGUGCCAUUCAGGCUCUCUUCCCAAAUCUUUAAGCAGGAUCUGUUGAGCUUCAAUCCAAUGGCUGGAAGAUUCAGUCCCAUUCCCUCACAUAGCGAGGAAUUUGGGAUGACUUUCUCAAUCACAAAAGCACAUAUUUCUAAAGAUCCAGGUGUCAUUUGAAAUACCUACUAGUCUGAUUUUAUAAAAUGUUGCCAGUCACUGUGUUGCCUUACCCCUGAGAAGAUCCUGCCCCUCAGAAUAAUAAUUUUUCUGACUGAGUAACUGUAAAAUUUAGCAGGGAAAUAAACCGAAAGAACCCCACCUGCAAACCUCCUUCCCUCCUGUGCUGUCCUGCUGUACCCAGCACCACAACAAUCCUUCAAUGCCUCUCAUUCACUCCGAGACAGUGAAGGUGAUAAGCUAAUCAACAGUGAAAGGCGCACCAUGAUGAAUGACCCAAUAGCCCGUGGUGUACACCGGAUGGUGAUGAGGUGUGGGAGACUGCACUGAUUUCCUCCUUCUAGCCCAGGGGAUGUUAAACAUCCAACAGCAUCAGGACGUGCAAAGUAAGCAUCAGGUAGAAACGUGAUCUGGUAGUAGUUCAUCAGCAUCUCACAGAGAGAUCACUGAAACACUGGUCUUGCAGAGAUGGUAAAGUUUGCCGUAAUCUGAUUGGCAUUUGAGAUUAAUCCUCGUUAAAGUGACCUGAGCUGACAUUUCCCCCAGUUCUAAUCACUGAAUAUGGAUCCUGGAACUUGAUUCAAAAGUGUGAACAUCUCUAUGCUCUUUUGACACCUUUUUUUAAAUCCCACCUGCUCCUAAUCACAUUCUCUCUCUGACUUAGUGCUCAUCUUCCUAUGAUGUGUAAUGGGGCAGGUUCUACAAUGAAAACAGCAUGAUGUUGUAAAAUGAUACCAUUCCUUGUCCCUCCAAUCCAUAUUGAGUCCAUCUUGAGAUUCUGACAAAUUAAGCUUGCUCCUUCCUGACGUUCUGCUUCUUUAUCUUCUUUUCUCCUUUUUUUCAAACAGCGAAUCUUCGUUAGAUCUUGCAUUUUCACCUUGGUUGCAAAGCUGAAUGGGGGUUAGGAUUCCCAUAAUGAACCAUGGGUCCAACAGUUAAAUACAUGACCUUGCCUCAGAGGCUGCUGAACUUUCAUCAGCCAACUUCCCUCUGAUUCCCCCAUUCAAAGAUGACCAUAUAUUUAUACCACCACAACCAAUCCUAAACUUUAUAUUAUCACUUUUAUCUAACUAGCAGACCAGAAUAAGGAACAAAGUGAUGACUUUCCAGAUGGAUAAUCUCAUCAUUAAUCCCUGUGUAAAACAGCAUCAAAUAAAUCAGCAGCAUUGAGACAAGCCUGUCUCUCUCUUGCCCCUCCUCCCCACAGUCCCUGUUCCCUAAUCGUGGCUCGAUCUGUUAGAAUGCUGUUCUUGUCCUUGGCACUCAUUAUUCCUGCAGGAAAGAUAAUUUACAUUUCUUUUGUAACAUUCUCUGUGCUGAGAUCAAAACAUUGGGAGCCAAACCGGUUUUUGGAAAAAAUUCCAGAAAUAAUGUUCCCAACAAAAUCCAGAAAGAGUAAAACUGAGACGAUUAUUUUCAAUCUGAAAGGGGGUGCGGGGGUGUUUCUCCAUGUUUGCUCUCCACAAUCUGUGCUGGUCAGGCUCUUUAUGCGAUCGAUGAACUUGGUCUGACACUGUGCCUUGUCCACAUUUUGCCACAAUUUAGAAUAGCUGAGAUAUUGUUGGGCAGCUCCUCAAAUAUCCCACAAGCUUUGCCACUUGUGAUUGUGGUACUGAUAUUCUUGUACUUGUGCUAUAAAGCUACAUAUUUUCUCCAUGUUUAUGAAUAGUGAGGGCAUUUUUUUACACUUUUGGUUUGUUGUACUGUUUCUCAACUUUUUUUUAAUCUGCUCACAUUAAAAGCCAAAAUAAAAUAUGUCCGAAA
Messenger RNA from Hemiscyllium ocellatum (epaulette shark), 6267 nucleotides. Its product is annotated as latent-transforming growth factor beta-binding protein 1-like. Lineage: Eukaryota; Metazoa; Chordata; Chondrichthyes; Orectolobiformes; Hemiscylliidae. The transcript has 26 exons. Gene Ontology annotation, molecular function: calcium ion binding. The record is from RefSeq and is a predicted model, not a curated record. The coding region runs from base 131 to 4153 and encodes 1340 amino acids.